Paramecium sonneborni is the source of this 1159-nucleotide messenger RNA. The record is from the annotation of a GenBank genome assembly. Lineage: Eukaryota; Ciliophora; Oligohymenophorea; Peniculida; Parameciidae.
AUGGAUGAUCAUCAUAUUGAAUAAGCAUGGUAAUUCUAUAGAAAAUUAGGAUCUCCUAAAUUCAUAUGUAAUUCCAUUCAAUUUAUAUUAGGUGCUCCAAUGGUUGAUUAAAGUGAACUUGCUUUUAGAAUGUUAACUAGAAAAUAUGGAACUACUUUAGCAUAUACUCCUAUGUUAAAUAGUAAAAUCAUGGUAGAAUCUAAAACAUUUAAAGAUGAAUUCUUCACUACUUGUCCUGAAGAUAGACCUCUUUUUGCACAAUUAUGUGGUCAUAAUCCUUAAAUUCUUAUUAAAGCUGCUUUAAUGAUUUAAGAUGAAUGUGAUGCUAUUGAUAUUAAUCUUGGUUGUCCUUAAGGAAUUGCUCGAAAAGGUCUCUAUGGAUCUUAUCUUUUAGAAAAAAGAGAACUUGUUCUGUAUAUUCAUUAAAUUUUAACUUAGAACUAUUGUGAAAGAAUUAAAAUAAAAUAUUAAUAUUCCUGUUACUUGCAAAAUAAGAAUCUUCAAAGAUAUAAAAAGAACUCUUGAUUUAACUAAAGACAUUUAAUAAUCUGGAUGUUCUAUUCUUACUGUUCAUGGGAGAACUAAAGAAUAAAAUAAAGAUCUUGUUGGUUAAUGUGAUUGGAACAUAAUUGCUUAAAUUAAAUAACUACUAUAAAUUCCUGUUUUUGCUAAUGGUGGAAUCUAUACAUGGUCUGAUGUUGAAAGAUGUCUUUAAGAAACUAAAGCAGAUGCUGUCAUGUCUUCUGAAGCUCUUUUAGAAAAUCCUGCACUUUUUUCAGGAUAAAUCAAAGAUCUUAAUGAAUUAGCUAUUGAAUAUAUGCAAUUUGCUAAAUAAUAUAAUGCUAAAUUACCUGAAAUUAAAGCACAUUUAUUUAAACUUCUUUACACAAGCUUAUAAGUUCAUACUGGUAUUAAUCUUUAUCUAAUAUCUCUAGAUUUAAGAUCCAAACUUGGUUCUGCCAAAACCUAUGAUUAACAUCUAGAUAUUGUUAUUCAAUUAAAUCGUUUAAGGGCUCAUAUCCCUUUAGAAAAUAAAUUUGGCUGGUAUAAAAGAUACUAAAAUUUUAAAUAACCUUAACCUAAAGAUAAGGACAUUCAAAAAUUAGAAAAUAUCAUCAAAUAAUAAGAUUUAUCGUUAUAAAAUAAUAACUAAGAAUGA